Elaeis guineensis (African oil palm) is the source of this 513-nucleotide messenger RNA. NCBI's taxonomy places the organism in Eukaryota, Viridiplantae, Streptophyta, Magnoliopsida, Arecales, Arecaceae. The record is from RefSeq and is a predicted model, not a curated record.
AUGCAAGCCUUUCUCGGUCAAAUAGAUAUUCAAACUGAAAAGAACCAGGUCCUUGAAGUUUGGAUUGAGGAGGUACGGAAACUGGCAAAUCAUGUCGAGGACAUCAUGGAUGAGUAUUUCUAUCCCAUAGCUCAACAGCAAGGGAGCGGAUUGGGAGGUUUUGUCAAGAAAAUAUUUAAGGGAUCCCAAAAUUUGAUUGCCUGGCAUCAAAUUGCUGCACAAGUGAAAGAGUUAGAAACUAAUCUUCAGCACCUUUCACAGAUGAAGAAACGAUGGAUUAAGAUGACAGAGGGAGAAACGGGUAGUAGUUCAAAUUAUUCUGGUGAAAAGCAGCUGAAUUUAACGAACUCUUCUUAUUUUAUUGACGAGAAUGAGCUCGUGGGAAUUGACCGAAACAAAACAAAAAUAACUGACUGGCUUUCUGGUGAGGACCCAGCUAGAUGUGUAAUAUCCGUGUGCGGCAUGGGGGGGACUGGGCAAAACAACUCUAGUCGCCAGUGUAUACAAAAGUGA